Messenger RNA from Ascoidea rubescens DSM 1968, 1521 nucleotides. Its product is annotated as cytosine permease. Gene Ontology annotation, biological process: transmembrane transport; cytosine transport. The transcript has a single exon. Gene Ontology annotation, molecular function: nucleobase transmembrane transporter activity. Gene Ontology annotation, cellular component: plasma membrane; fungal-type vacuole membrane. The record is from RefSeq and is a predicted model, not a curated record. The coding region runs from base 1 to 1521 and encodes 506 amino acids. NCBI's taxonomy places the organism in Eukaryota, Fungi, Ascomycota, Saccharomycetes, Ascoideales, Ascoideaceae.
AUGGGAAAGGAAAAAUUCACAUCAGAAAAGUCCCUUGACGAUAUGUUGGAAAAUGGAAAUGAACAAGGAAUGGAACAAGGGAUUGAGAAUAAAGAAUUGAGUUAUUUUGAUAAAAUAGCCAAGACAUUAAAGAUUGAAAUCCGAGGCAUUGAAAGAGUGAAAGAAGAAGAACGAACACAAACAUCGAUUUGGAAUGCAGCAUCGAUGUGGUUGGCCGCCAAUUUGGUUAUCGCCACCUUUUCGCUAGGAGCGUUGGGAAUAACAGUGUUUGGAUUGGGAUUUUACCAGUGUGUGUUGGUUAUUAUCUUUUUCACGUUGAUUGGGGCCACUCCAGUGGCGUUCUUUUCGGUGUUUGGGUCUAAAUUUGGAUUGAGACAGAUAAUUUUGUCAAGGUUUUUGGUUGGAGAUGCUGGAAUGAGAAUUUUUGCACUUAUCAAUUGCGUUGCUUGUGUUGGAUGGGGAGCAGUUAAUAUAAUGGCAUCAGCACAGUUGUUGCAUAUAGUUAAUGAUAAAGCCUUACCACCAUGGGCUGGGUGUUUGAUUUUGGUGAUUUGCACGAUUAUCGUGACAUUUUUCGGGUAUAAUGUUGUGCAUUACUAUGAGAUGUUUGCAUGGAUCCCCAAUGCGAUUAUUUUUUUGAUUAUAAUUGCAAGAAUGAAAAUUUCGGGGAACUUUGAUGCUGGGGAGUAUUCAACAGGUAGAACAGGGGCAGGCAAUGUGCUUUCAUUUGGUGGUACAGUUUUUGGAUUUGCAGCUGGAUGGACGACAUAUGCAGCAGAUUAUACAACGUAUAUGUCACCAAAGACCAAUCCCUACAGGAUUUUCUUUGGGGUUCUUUGUGGAUUGAGCAUGCCAUUGAUUUUCACGUUGAUAUUGGGAGCAGCUUGUGGUACUGGGACAUUUACCAGUGAAAGAUGGAGCGAGUUGUACAAUGAGUAUUCUGUUGGAGGAUUAGUGUAUGGUAUUUUGGUUGAAGAUUCGCUCCAUGGAUUUGGGCAAUUUUGCUGUGUGAUGUUGGCGUUAUCAACGAUUUCGAACAAUAUUCCCAACAUGUAUUCGAUUGCAAUGUGUGCCCAGGCUCUUUACUCAAAGUUUCAGAGAGUUCCUAGAAUUGUUUGGUCGUUGUUUGGCAAUUUUGUUACAUUGGCGAUUUGUAUUCCUGCAUACUAUGAGUUUGAAGAUGUGAUGGAGAAUUUCAUGAAUAUUAUUGGGUACUAUUUGGCUAUUUAUAUCAGCAUGGGGUUGUCUGAGCACUUUAUCUACCGAAGAGGGUUCAAAGGGUAUAAUGCCGACGACUACUUGGAUAAGGAAAAGACGCCUGUUGGAAUUGCAGGAGCCUUUGGAUUCUGCUGUGGAAUCGCCGGGGUGGUGUUGGGAAUGAACCAGACGUGGUAUAUGGGGAAGAUUGCGCAGCAGAUUGGGGAUUAUGGAGGAGACAUUGGGUUUGAGUUGGGAGCCAGCUUUGCCUUUGUGGGAUUCAAUGCAAUUCGACCCUUUGAGAUAAAGUACUUUGGGCGCUGA